GCGGUGCUUGAACCCCAUGAGGACUUCAAUACGUACGUGGGCGCCAGUUUCCACACAAUGAGGACCCUACGGGAGAGGGUGGGAGGUCAGACCAAUGUUAAGGGCUUGCUGGCAAGAGAGGACGCUUAGCAGGACAGGGAGCACUCCCAUGAGGACGUUCAUGGAUCGCCUCCACGGCGAGAAGCGAGUGCAACAGGGUCCACACGAGGCUCGUGCUGAGUCAUCUCAUCGAGGGGCAAGGGUGAUUGGCAAUGCCACAAUCAUAGAGGUGCUUGCCUGUGCAGGGAUAGCGUCCGGCAGUGCCACUGACCAUGUGCAUAGGAGUGAGGGAUCUCUUCAUGCAGGUGCUCAGCAUGGGCUGCAGCAGAUGACGGAGCAAAGGACGAAACAGAGGGUGCAGCAGACGGUCGACCAGAGGGCGGAUGAUAGGCCGCUGCAGAGGACGAAGGACAAUGACAGGGUGGAUCAGGUGGUGGAGCAGAUUGCUGAUCGUCGGAGGGCGACACAGACUGUGGUGCAAACGGUGCAUCAGAGGGUGACUUGCGUCGUCGAUGAGACAGUUGAAAAGAGGCAAGAGGAGGGUGCACGGUCUGUCUUGGAGCAGAGCGUUCAGCAAACGAUCGGGGACAGUGCAUACCAGAGAGUGGGCCAAAGUGUGGAGCCGAGGGUUGCGGAUGUCGUUACACCAACGGUGGAGCAGAGGGCCGAGCAGAGACUGGGCGGGAGGGUGGAGGCAUUGGUGGAGCAGACGAUAGAGCAAAGGGCACACAUGUCUAGAGUUUGUAGAGUGGAGCAGAGGGUUGAGCAGAGGCUCGGCGUCAAAGUGGACGUUAGUGUGGAUCAGCGAUUGGGCCAUGAGAGAUUAGACGCAACAUGCGCGAGGGUGGGUGAGAGGGUGGGUGAGAGUGUGGUGCAUGAUGUGGGUGGUGUGACGGCGGAAGAGAGGACAUAGGAGAUGGCCAGUCCUCUAUAGGGGUUGAUGUUAGGGCACGUGUUGGGGAGCCAUCACAGCGCGGAGUCAAGGGUGCAUCGGACUCCA
Molecule: messenger RNA, 1039 nt
Organism: Chara braunii
Lineage: Eukaryota; Viridiplantae; Streptophyta; Charophyceae; Charales; Characeae
Source: the annotation of a GenBank genome assembly